Molecule: messenger RNA, 1086 nt
Organism: Melitaea cinxia (Glanville fritillary)
Lineage: Eukaryota; Metazoa; Arthropoda; Insecta; Lepidoptera; Nymphalidae
Gene: Ublcp1
Product: ubiquitin-like domain-containing CTD phosphatase 1
Exons: 5
Coding region: 61-1086 (341 amino acids)
Biological process (GO): protein dephosphorylation
Cellular component (GO): nucleus
Molecular function (GO): protein binding; protein serine/threonine phosphatase activity
Source: RefSeq, a predicted model, not a curated record
UUUAUGUGUCACAUGCCAGUGUCAAUAAGUUCACUUUUUUUUCCACAAAUUUAAUGGAAAAUGUGUGAUUUAAACGAUAAUCCAAUCAAAUUAAGUGUUAAGUGGAAUGGCAAAGAAUAUGAAAUGCCGGAAUUAUCUCCGUCAGAUUCGGUAGCGAUGUUAAAAAUCGCCAUCGAAAAUGCGACUGGUGUACGACCGGAAAGACAAAAACUUCUUAAUGUUAAGUUUCAGGGUAAGGUAGCGACAGACAAUUGCACAUUGUCGGACUUGAAUCUAAAGCCGAACCUCAAGAUAAUGAUGAUGGGCUCUCUAGAGGAAGCAAUAGAAGGUGCCAGAACUAAACCAGAUAUCGGUGACGAAGUAAUUAAUGACUUAGACAUAGAGGAAGAAAAUGUUGAUAUCGAAAAUCAGGAGGUCUACUUAUCAAAAAUAAACAAGAGAGUGAGAGAUUACAAAAUUAAUUUAUUGAAUGAACCUCGGCCCGGAAAGAAGUUGUUAGUUUUAGAUAUAGACUACACGUUGUUUGACCACAGAUCUGUUGCUGAAACUGGUUAUGAGCUAAUGCGACCAUUUCUACACGAAUUUCUAACAUCAGCAUAUGAAGAUUACGAUAUAGUAAUAUGGUCAGCGACAGGAAUGAAAUGGAUCGAAGAGAAAAUGAAACUGCUCGGUGUAGCGACACACCAAGAUUAUAAAAUAAUGUUCUAUCUAGACUACCUAGCUAUGAUAACUGUACACACAGCUAAAUAUGGAACUAUUGACGUAAAGCCUCUAGGCGUCAUUUGGGGUAAAUACCCGCAAUACAGCUCCAAGAACACGAUUAUGUUCGACGACAUACGAAGAAACUUUAUAAUGAAUCCAAAAAGUGGUCUAAAAAUUCGGCCAUUCAGACAAGCGCACUUGAACAGAGAUAAAGAUAGGGAGCUCGUGCACUUGUCCACUUAUUUAAAAGACAUUGCUCACUACUGUGACGAUUUUGAUACACUUAACCACAAAAAGUGGGAAAAAUAUAAGCCUGAUAAGAAUAGAAUCCAAGCGGGUAGUAAGAGAAAGGCAGAAGACAGUCCUUCCAAACCAAAGGAAUGA